GAGCAACUACAAAGAAAAAAGAGAGUGAAAGAGAGAAUGGCUAACUUUGGAACAGAACGAGUUUACCAAGAAUUCGAGCCUGCAACUAGAUGGACCUCUGAACCAGACGCCGAGGUCCUUGUCGCUGAUCUCCCAGGAUUCAAGAAAGAACAGGUUAAGGUGGCUGUAACCUCCACAAGGAAGCUAAGACUAACGGGAGAACGUCCAACUGGCGGAAACAAAUGGAUUCGUUUCCACCGGGAGAUACCCGUUCCUCUCACCGUUGAUAUCGACUCUGUUUCAGCUAUGUUCAAAGAUUACAAACUCUACAUCAGACAUCCCAAAGUCAAGACAGAAACCCCUCAAACUAAGCCACCACCAUCACCGGUCAAACCACCGGUGGUCACAAAACCCCAUGAUCAACAUGAGGCAAAACAAAGCCAAGGUUCUAAGCCAAACGAUCAGCUGAAACAUAAUGAUGCAGAGCAAAAAGCAGGGGAAGUAAAGAGUGACAAAGAGGGAUUAGUUGGUGAGCCUAAAGGAACUUUGAGCUCCAAGGACGAGGAGAAGGACAGAGUUGGAGCCAAAUGGUUUGAGAAGUACAAAGAAGCAACUGGAAACGUGGUAAAGGAAGCUAAAAGCAAAAGGCAGUUACUCUGCAAUUUGACUGCUUCGAUUGUAUUGGUUCUGCUAAUCCUACUGUAUGCUAGAAAUGCAGUACGCUCAUCCCUGGUCUGGAACUCCGAGGAAUGAGUCACAUUUGCCUCUCAUUGAUGUAUAAGAUUUGCUUAUGCACAGAAAAACAAAUAAAUAUUUGAUAAUUACCCUAUUUAUAUAUAUUCAUGUACACAAAUUUGUGAUGAGAAAAAUGAAAGAAAAAAACUCCAUUUUACAGA
Raphanus sativus (radish) is the source of this 875-nucleotide messenger RNA. Its product is annotated as inactive protein RESTRICTED TEV MOVEMENT 2. Bases 37 to 732 code for a protein of 231 amino acids. The record is from RefSeq and is a predicted model, not a curated record. NCBI's taxonomy places the organism in Eukaryota, Viridiplantae, Streptophyta, Magnoliopsida, Brassicales, Brassicaceae. The transcript is spliced from 2 exons.